UUCAAGUGUGGACGAUAUUGGCUCGUAUAUAAGGGACGGUUCAGUGACGGACCAGGGUACUCAGAGGAACAUCACGGUCGCGUAAUUUUCCAAAUAUCGAAGAUGCGUUUGUUUGUGUCAGUGUUAGCCGUCAUGCUGGUGGUCUCUUGUCAGGCAUCCGCGCCUGACUCGGACAAGGCUGCUUUGAGCGACGCAGCUACGCUCCAAGGCGGACAACUUGUUGGAAUGCUAGAGGACCCCUUCCAGCGGACACAUAUGGACGUAAAUUUGAGCGCAAAGGGACUGUUCUCCGUUAAUGGAACAUUAGACAAUGUACGUGCAAAUGGUUUGUCCAACUAUAAAGUAAACAAGGGCGAUUUCGCGAUAGUUGGACUUAAAGCGAACGUGAGUCUGACUUGGGAUGAUAUUAGCAUUAUGACCAAGUACAACGUGAAAGGAACUCUCAUCGAUAGCAUACCCUUCUUUGGAAAUGGAAAUCUAUCCGUGGUCAUCAAAGGACUGACGGUAACGGUGGACCUGAAGUUGGGCGUGAAAGACAAGAAAGUGUACGUUACAGACCUAGUAUUGCACGCCCACAUCAAACAAUUUCCCUGCAAGAUCACUGGACUGUUCGAUGACGAAGGCAUAUCUAACACCAUGAGCCAAGUGAUCACCGAAGUGACACCUGGACUGCUCGACGAUUAUCAAAAUAAAAUAUCCGCAUACGCCAGUCCGAAAGUUGCCGACUUAUUGAACAAACUUUUAAAGAAUUACACGCUGAAGGACUUGAUGGAGAUUAUUAGCGGAAAACAAUAAUGCUUACACUAAUAGUUAGAUGUUAACGCGGCUGUUAAAAAAUACAUUCAA
This is a messenger RNA of Habropoda laboriosa, 846 nucleotides long. RefSeq lists its product as uncharacterized. The record is from RefSeq and is a predicted model, not a curated record. NCBI's taxonomy places the organism in Eukaryota, Metazoa, Arthropoda, Insecta, Hymenoptera, Apidae.